Acanthosepion pharaonis is the source of this 2259-nucleotide messenger RNA. The record is from the annotation of a GenBank genome assembly. NCBI's taxonomy places the organism in Eukaryota, Metazoa, Mollusca, Cephalopoda, Sepiida, Sepiidae.
AUGAGUGACAGAAUAAAAAAAAAUGCUUACAAGAAGAGAGGUCGUGGAAAAAAUGAAGGUACCCUACUCUUUUUCAUUCUCUUUCUUCUUCUAAAGUACCCUACUCUUUUUCAUUCUCUUUCUUCUUCUAAAUACCUUACUCUUUUUCAUUCUCUUUCUUCUUCUAAAGUACCCAACUUUUUUUUUCUUUUUCUAAAUUCUUUUUCAUUUCUUUCUUCUUCUAAAGUACCCAACUUUUCAUUUCUUUUUUCUUUUAAAGUAUACUCUUUUUCAUUUCUUUCUUCUUCUAAAUACCCUACUCUUUUUCAUUCUCUUUCUUCUUCUAAAGUGCCCUUCUUCUUUUUCAUUCUCUUUCUUCUUCUAAAGUACCCUACCUUUUUUCAUUCUCUUUCUUCUUUCUUCUCUUUUCACCCUCUUCUUCUUUUUCAUUCUCUUUCUUCUUCUAAAGCACCCUACUUUUUUCAUUCUCUUUCUUCUUCUAAAUACCCUACUCUUUUUCAUUCUCUUUCUUCUUCUAAACACCCAACUUUUUUUCAUUCUCUUUCUUCUUCUAAAGUACCCAACUUUUUUCAUUCUCUUUCUUCUUCUAAAGUACCCAACUCUUUUUUCAUUCUCUUUCUUCUAAAUUCUUUUUUUUUCUUUCUUCUUCUAAAGUACCCAACUCUUUUUCAUUCUCUUUCUUCUUUUUUCUUUUUCAUUCUCUUUCUUCUUCUAAAAAAACCCAACUUUUUUCAUUCUCUUUCUUCUUCUAAAUACCCUACUCUUUUUCAUUCUCUUUCUUCUUCUAAAGUACCCAACUUUUUUCAUUCUCUUUCUUCUUCUAAAUAUUCUACCCUUUUUUAUUUUCCUUUUCUUCUAAGCUAUCCUACUCUUUUUCAUUUUACUUCUUUUAAACUACCCUACUCUUUUUCAUUCUCUUUCUUCUUCUUGGAAACUACCCAGAUCUUUUUCAUUUUUCUUCUUCUUCUAAACGACCCUAAUCUUUUUCAUUUUUCUUCUUCUAAACUAUACUACUGUUUUUCAUAUUUUUCUUCUACUGAACAAUCCUACACUUUUUCAUUUUCUUCGGCCCUAAUCUUUUUCAUUUUUCUUCUUCUUCCAAACUCCCCUACACAUUUUUAUUUUCCUCCUUCUUCUAAACUAGCAUACGCUUUUCAUUUUUCUUCUUCUCCUCCUCCUACUUCUUCUUCUUUUUCUUUUUCUUGUUCACUGCUCACUCUCUUUUUCAUUUUUCUUCUUCUAAAUUGUCUACUCUUUUCCAUUUUUUCUUAUUUUUCUUAUCUACCCUUCUCUUCUGUUAAACUUCUCUUUAUUUUCUUCUACUUCUUCUUUUUCUUCUUCCUUUUCUUCUUCUCCCCGUUUUACAACCUAAAAUUUCCCUUUUCGUUUGUGCUUUUCAUCAAUUCUUAUUCACUUUUAUUUCAACUUCCUUUAACCUUUUUCUAUAUAUUUUUUAAUUUUUAUUACCUUUCUUCAUUUAUUUCUGUUACCUUUUUUCUUUUAUUUCACUCCCUUUUUCUUUCCUCGUUUAUUUUACUCGCUUUCUUUCUUAUUUUUUUUUCCUUUUUUUCUUUACUUACUGUUUUGACCAUUUCUUUCUUUUUUUAUUUUUUGAAUUUUCAGAUUAUUUCUUUUCUUUUGCCCUUAUUUUUCUUUUCAAUUCUGUCUUUCAAAAAAAUUAUUUUCUUCCUUUCUUUGUCUUCUUUCUUUUUUGUACAUUAUUUCUUCAAUUUCUUUUUUCAUUUCUUUUUUAGUUUCUUUCUUCAUUUUUCUCAAAUGCUUUUCUUCAUUUCUUUCUUCAAUUCUUACAUUUUUUCUUUCACGAAUUUCUUUCUUCGUUUUUCAUUUUCUUCCUUCAAAUUAUUUUUCCAUUUCAUUUUCCAGUUACUUUCUUCAUUGCUUUCUCCAUUUUUUUUACUUAAUAUAUGUCUUUUACCAAUUCUUUCGUCGUUCAUUUCUUUGAUUCUUGUAUUUAAUUAUUUUCCAUUUCUUUUUUCCAUUUUCGUUCUUUAUUGCUUUCUCUCUUUCUUUUUCUUUUCUUCCUUAAAAAUAAUUUUCAUUUCUUUUCCCAGUUUCUUUCUUCGUCUUUUUUCUGUAUUUUAUUUUUUUCUUAAAUUCUGUAUUCGAUAUUUCGUCAUUUCUUUCUCUGAUUCCUUUCUUCAUUCAUUUCUUUAUUUUUUCUUUUCUUCCUUCAAAUUUUCUUCUUUUUCCAAAACCAGUCUUUCUUUCCUUCUUUCUUUAUUUUAUUUCUGCAUUUAA